This is a messenger RNA of Aspergillus clavatus NRRL 1, 1755 nucleotides long. Its product is annotated as PAN domain-containing protein. The transcript has 2 exons. NCBI's taxonomy places the organism in Eukaryota, Fungi, Ascomycota, Eurotiomycetes, Eurotiales, Aspergillaceae. Bases 1 to 1755 code for a protein of 584 amino acids. The record is from RefSeq and is a predicted model, not a curated record.
AUGGGCCGGUGGACACAACAGCUUCUUCUGCCUGCUCUGGCAGUCUUGACUCCGUUGUCUAGUGCAUUGGAAAUCACCCGUACAUUCACAACCACCUUCCCGACCUCCACCGUCGUCACUUCGUCGUCCGCCGUGGCUGGCUGCACGGUCGCCUCGUCGCUGGACAUCACCUGCGGCAAUGGAUACUCUAAUAGCUAUGGGGCAGUGUGGCAGGAGACCUGCUCAGCGACCAUUACCGGCGGCUCCAUCGUCCUAACUGGAUUGGCGCGUUCUCUUCGGGCCUGUAUCUCCGCCUGCGCUGUCCGCUCCACCUGCAGUGCGACCUCCUAUGAUCAAUCGAGCGGCAUGUGUUAUUUGUAUGCGGGCGAUGUGACCAUUACACCUGGCGGACCGUAUCAAGCUGCUCUUCGUUAUGCGCCCACUGCCAGUCCUUGUGUCUCGACCUGGCUGGUCACAGAGACCGGGACGGGUACUUCGACGUGGGAGUCUGUCUAUACAGUGACUCCGAGCCCUAUUGCCUCUCCAUCCCUGACGCCGUCUCCACAACUCGUGGCUUCGACGCCGUUGAGCCCUUCGGUCAGCCCGUCUGUAAUCCCGACGCCUUCUUCGACCCCGUCUGUGCAAGUGACGACGCCCUCACCGCCGUCUUCAUCGACGCCGCUGAUCCAUUCGUCUGAUACGACGUCGACCAGCACAUCCAGCCCGGUGGCUUCGCCUCCUGUGCAGUCUUCCUCGAUUCCGUUGAUCCGUACAUCGACUUUGUCUACGGUUUCUCCCGUCUCUCCUUCAGUCAUUCCUUCAGUGAUUCCUUCACCUCCCUCGACAAACCCGUCCGUUCCUUCAGGCUCAGUCCCCUCCUCGGGCAACUCUCCUUCUGGUCCGGGCGCAUCGGGAACACAGUCUGCUACCGGCGCAUCCGCUGCCCUUCCCAACACUGGAUCAGUCAAUGAAUCGUCCUCAAAAGCAUCCUCCUCGCAUGGGUCGGCUGGAAACUCCCCUUCCACUACAAUCUACACGGUCACGACGACCCAGGUUCACACAAUUACCUCUUGUGCCGCCACGGUCACCAACUGCCCUGCUCACCAGCAGACGACAUACUUGACCACGGAGACUCUCAUAUAUACCACAACCGUUUGUCCGGAGGCUACUUCAUCAGGUACUCACGCUACCGGCGCGCCAACAGCGAUUCCUCAACCCGGUGUCACACACACAGCAAUUGUCCCCUCCGAGCAGGCCGCCGAAACCGCGCUGCCACCUGCCCAUAUGACUACGUCCACGGUCUACGUCACAGAGAUCGACGUUAUCACCGCCUGCCCGCCGUCCGUCCACAACUGCCCCGCCAGCGAGAAGAGCACCUACACCACGACCAAGACCGUCGCUGCUUACACGACGACAUUCUUGGUCGCCGUGACUGAUUCCCCCUCGGUCGCUGGGUCUGAGGCUUCUUCCGUGCAUGCCGCGCCAGCCUCCACCCUUAUCAUCGCCCAGCCUCUUGUUCCUGGCCACGGAUCAACAGGCAACUACACGGUCCCGCAGGCUCCAUCUCUCAGCACCUUGCACGUCGGAGCCACAUCCUCGGGCUCCAGCAUGGGGGCCACGCACGCUACGACCAUGAACACCGUCUCUUGGCAGGGGGCGCCUUCUGGGACAGUGACUGCCCCCGGCGCUCUCUUUACUGGAGGAGCUUCUCAGAUUGGGGGAUUCUCUGCCCUCUCCGCCGGGGUCGCUGUACUGUCUAUGAUUUUCCUCUUGUAA